CUUCUAUCUAUCUGUCUCUUCGUGAGAAUUUGUUGCAGGGAAGCGGCUGGAUUUUUUUUUCCCGAUGCUUUUCGAGCGUGCAAGUCAGAAGCGCGUCGUUUCAUUUCGUACGUGCGUAGCCUAAUCAUUGCCUUCCUCUCUCUGUCUCUGGUUUCUUCCCUCUCUCUUAUUUAAUGGCCGGAAGAGGUGAGAUGUCGGUUCUCCUCAACAUCGGCUUCCGCUUCGCCUCUCCAUCCUCACUUCCAUCUGUCCGAGGCGCUUCUCCAUUGGGCGGUGCAUGGAAGUUCCUAAAGCUCGCAGCCAGGCCAUGGCUGGCCAACAGCUGGGAGGGCUGCGACUGUGCCCCAAGAACCAGCCGCAGCAGCAGGAGAGGAAGCUAGUUAGACCUCAUCCAGAACAGGCCCUCAAAUGCCCCCGCUGUGCCUCCACCAACACUAAGUUCUGCUACUACAACAACUACAGCCUCUCCCAACCCAGAUACUUCUGCAAGGGCUGCAGGAGGUAUUGGACUCAGGGAGGCUCCCUUAGGAACGUUCCCGUCGGAGGUGGCUGCAGGAAGAACAAAAGAUCCACCGCUUCCUCUAAGAAGGCGCAAGACACUGAUCCCGUCGCCGCCGACUCCACAAACGAUCAUCCACUCCCCCCUCCCUUCUUUCCUCCACCACUUCUCCAUGACCUCACCUUGGCCUUCGAUGGCCAUGGAUUUCUCCCGGACCAUGUACUUAACCUCGACAUUUGUGGCUCUGUCGACACCGUGAACCCAAGUGGCUCGAACGACCUUUGCUAUGGCCUCGGUGGUGUCGCCGGGGAAGAUGGACUCGUGCGCUUUGAGGGAGGAGGACUGGGAGAUGCAACAGCCAGAGCAGUGGCCGGCCGUAAGGACAUGGACGAAGGGGAGACCAAUGCUUCGAUGGGCCUUCCAUGGGCUGGUGUUGGUUCUUGGUAUGGACUCAUCAGUAGCUCCACCACCACCACCACCCUCGGAGACGCCUAUGCUUUCUUCUGAGGCUACUGCUGCCUGUGUUCUCGGUUCCUUCAUCGUAUUCCGCCUUCUUUUUCCCUGCUGUUUACUACACAUAUUGUGGGGUGGGUGAUGAUGACUCCAUGAUUACACAGUAAGAUUAGGGUUCAAACGGAGGGAUGUGGUGACUGCAUCAGUUUGUAUGGCUGUGUCUGCACGGGGAAGCAGAAGGAGACGCUGCGAGAUAGAAUAAUUUCGACAACGAAAUCUUAGUUCAGAUACGGAGGUUUUAUUUAUUACACAUGAGAUCAUUUUUGGGGGUGAAACAGUCGACCUAAAUAGCAGUCCCUAUUAACCAAUCUACUUGCCGACUGCGUCACGCAUCAGUGACGUGAUUUGGGAAUGCACAGUGUGUGUUCCUCCAGACAAUGUGUGCAGCUCCAAAGCCCAAAAGGAUGUGAUCUCUUACAAUGUAUGCAGCUCCAAAGCCCAAAAUCUCAUCUCUCAGAAUACAUAUCUA
Messenger RNA from Musa acuminata AAA Group (dessert banana), 1481 nucleotides. RefSeq names its product dof zinc finger protein DOF4.6-like. Gene Ontology annotation, molecular function: DNA-binding transcription factor activity; DNA binding. The record is from RefSeq and is a predicted model, not a curated record. The transcript is spliced from 2 exons. Bases 278 to 1006 code for a protein of 242 amino acids. Gene Ontology annotation, biological process: regulation of DNA-templated transcription. NCBI's taxonomy places the organism in Eukaryota, Viridiplantae, Streptophyta, Magnoliopsida, Zingiberales, Musaceae.